UGCAAGGAACCAGGGUCAGCCUUGGGCAGAGAGAGGCUGACAGGAAAUGGCCACUGAUGGGCUCUUCUUCCAUGUGUUUGCCAACAUGUGCUCCCAGAAUUAGGUGCCUAUGGUAAGCAUAUUGGUGUUUGGGGUCCUCAUGGCUUUCACAGUGCUGCUGCUAGACCUUGAAACACUGGUCCAGUUCCUGUUCACUGGCACACUGCUGGCCUAUAGUUUUGUGGCCACCACUGUGAUCGUGCUAUGCUUCCAGAAGUUCCCUCCUUUUAGUUCCCCAGGCUCAGACAGCUCUGGCCUCGUGGCCAAGGAAUAUGAAUCCUUCCAAAACUGCCACUGGCUGGUGGGCACUGAGCAGGCCUCAGCUCCUGUUAGGCAGCUAUGGCCAACACUAAUGCCCUACCUGAGCUUCUCAGGUGGGUGCAGCCUUGUAGCCCCUAUGGCUUGGGCACUAGGUGUCAUGGUGGCCUCGGCCAUCAACCUGGGCUAUGUGCUGGUCUUUGGGGACUCAGCUGUGCACCUCCCACGUGGGGGCUACAUCCUGUUGCUCCUACUCAGCACUACAUUGCUUGUGCUUGGUCUCCUCACCCUGGGCCACCAGCAACUGUACCAUCAGGACACCUUUCAGACCUUCCUGGUGCCCUUGACUGCAGCCCUGAGCAUCCUCCUCAACACCUGCCUCGUGCUAGAGCUGAGCUACCCAACCUGGCUGCCCUUGUCCAUCUGGCUGCUGAUGGGUGAGUAUGGGCCAGGCUGGGGCCCUGGGUGGGCUGCAGGAGAGCAGGGAGGGCAAGGAGGGUAAAGGGCUGGGACCUGCCCCUCAGGCUUGUGCAAUCCGCAGGACCCCUGGUGUUUUCAGCUCUGGUAUCUGGCACAGCAUGAAGAACCAGCAAUGGCUAUAGCAGCCAGCUGCCCCACACUGCACAGUGUCCCCCCACGGCACCCUGGAGGAGACAGUGAAGGUCAUGCAGUCCAAGGCACUGGCCCUGGAGCCCUGCUUCAUGGAGCAGCCCACCAGUCCAUGAGGACAGCUGGAGUUCUGCCCACCCUCUCCCACCUCCUCAGGAGGCCCCUCUGUCUGGGGCAGCUUAUGUUUGCAGGCCUGCUCCCUUGGAGCAGUCCUCAGGACCUUAGAGCUCAGCCCAGGUUUCACACUUUCAGCCUUUGGAAGUGGGCCAUGGCCAUGGCUGCUGUGAUGGACAUUUUGCUUAGCGUUUUCCAUUUUAUGACCAACUCCAGCCACCUGGGCAGCAGGGGUGGGGUGUGUGGGUAA
Messenger RNA from Artibeus jamaicensis (Jamaican fruit-eating bat), 1270 nucleotides. RefSeq names its product solute carrier family 7 member 4 (gene SLC7A4). The record is from RefSeq and is a predicted model, not a curated record. Lineage: Eukaryota; Metazoa; Chordata; Mammalia; Chiroptera; Phyllostomidae. Gene Ontology annotation, biological process: amino acid transport. Gene Ontology annotation, molecular function: amino acid transmembrane transporter activity. Gene Ontology annotation, cellular component: plasma membrane.